Messenger RNA from Cryptomeria japonica (Japanese cedar), 1362 nucleotides. Its product is annotated as receptor-like protein 33. NCBI's taxonomy places the organism in Eukaryota, Viridiplantae, Streptophyta, Pinopsida, Cupressales, Cupressaceae. The record is from RefSeq and is a predicted model, not a curated record. Bases 1 to 1362 code for a protein of 453 amino acids. The transcript has a single exon. Gene Ontology annotation, molecular function: protein binding.
AUGAGCUCCUUUUACAUUGUAGAUUUACAUAAUAAUAUGUUGAGUGGUUUCCUUCCAAUUCCUUCAAUAGUUUCCCCAAAUUUGCAGCUAUUGGAUUUGUCACAAAAUGGAUUCACGGGUGUUAUCCCAAUACCAAUUGGUACACUUCUACUUGGCAUUCAAUUCUUGUCACUUUCAGCAAAUUAUCUAAGUGGUGGAAUUCCUUCUUCCAUUGGUCUUCUGCAGAGAUUAGAUGUUUUGGAUCUCUCAAAGAAUAGAUUAUGUGGUCAAAUACCAUCAAGCCUAACUAAUUGCUCCUCUUUGAUGAGAUUGAACUUCAGAAAUAAUUAUUUGACAGGAUACAUUCCAACUCAAAUUGGAAUGAUAAGUCAUCUCCAGACUCUUCAGCUCAAUGGCAACAUGUUGAAGGGAAAAUUUCCAUCAAGUCUUCAAAACUGUUCAAGCUUGCAAAUUUUAGAUGUGGGUGAAAAUGUAUUGGUGGGAAAUAUACCCCUUUGGCUAGCACACUUCUCUGAUUUGAUGAUACUUGUUUUGAGGUCAAAUGAGCUUCAUGGGAACAUUCCAAAUCAAUUAAGCAAUCUUUCCAACCUCCAUGUGUUGGAUAUUUCAAGUAAUAUUUUGACUGGAGCGAUCCCACCAAAGUUGGGAAAGUUGAAAGCUAUAAUGGAUGCAAAAGUAAAAAUCUCAAAUACUAGUCAUGAUAAUUCAGGUUACUACUACAAAGUAGAGGUCCAAGUGAGAAACAAAGGAUUGAAGCAAGCAUAUGUCAAUUCCAUUUUGUUACUUAUUACUUGCAUUGAUCUAUCUAGGAAUCAACUAUCAAAUGACAUUCCUUCAACAAUUGGAAGUCUUAAAGGUCUACACACAUUGAACUUGUCAGGGAAUAGCCUCACUAGAAAAAUUCCAAUUACUUUUGGAAUGUUAGAGCAAUUAGAGUCAUUGGACCUUUCAAAUAAUGAAUUAAAAGGUGAGAUUCCAAGUCAGCUAUUAAACCUCUCAUUUAUGAGUUCUUUCACUGUAUCUAAUAACAUGCUUUGUGGAAGAAUCCCAACAGGGGGUCAAUUUGCAACAUUUAUUGAUCCUGCAUAUUUCUCUGGAAACCCUAGCCUUUAUGGAUUUCCACUUGAUAAUAAAACUUGUAAAUGUGGAACAAUUAAUCAUAUCAAACCUACUCAAGAAGAUGUGGAUGAGAGAGGAGAAAUCCCAUGGCAUUGGUAUGUUGAGUGGAUGACAAGUUUUGUUGCUGGAUUUUGGGGAGUUUUUGGAAUCUUGAUUUUCAAAAAGAAUUGGAGAAGAAGAUACAUUCAAGUCAUAGAUGAAGUUGCAAUUAUUUUUUUAGAUAGAAUAAGAGAUAUUAGGUAG